GGUUCGGCGCUGACUCCGCCGCACGCUGCAGCCGCGGCUGGAAGAUGGCGGGGAACGACUGCGGCGCGCUGCUGGACGAAGAGCUCUCCUCCUUCUUCCUCAACUAUCUCGCCGACACGCAGGGUGGGGUGUCCGGGGAGGAGCAACUCUGCGCCGACUUUCCAGAGCUUGACCUCUCCCAGCUGGACACCAGCGACUUCGACUCGGCCACCUGCUUUGAGGAGCUGCAGUGGUGCCCCGAGGGCUCCGAUACUGAGCCCAGCCAGUACAGCCCCGAUGACUCGGAGCUCUUUCAGAUCAUCGACAGUGAGAAUGAGGCUCUCCUGGCAGCGCUCUCCAAGACCCUGGAUGACAUCCCUGAAGAUGAUGUGGGUCUGGCUGCCUUCCCAGCCCUGGACGGUGGAGAAGCACCAUCUUGCACUUCAGUUUCACCUGUCCCCUCCUCUGCGCCCCCCAGCCCCUCCCUGGAGAGCCCUCUGGCUCCUGCCCCUGAGGGGGACGAGCUCUCACUGCUGCAGAAGCUCCUGCUCGCCACUUCCUACCCAGCAUCAAGCUCUGAAACCCAGAAGGAAGGGACACCCUGGCGCCGGGCUGGCCUCAGGUCCAAAAGUCAGCGGCCUUGUGUCAAGAUGGACAGCAUCCAGGAGAAGAAGGCCCCCGUGAUGCAGUCUCAGAGCCGGAGCUGUACAGAACUGCACAAGCACCUCACCUCGGUGCCAUCCUGCCUCCAGGCUAAAGCCCGCUCCCCAGAGAGGGGCCUGCAGUCGACAGCCCCCCUGAGUCCUCGGCUCCCUGCCAAGGACAAUGAGGAGCCAGUAAAGGACUGCUCAAGCCCCCAGCCAGCUCCAUCCUCUCCCCAGGACUCCCCAGCACCCGGCAGGGCAGGCCCCAGUGCCCAGGUUUCCCCGGAGGACAUGCAGGCGAUGGUGCAGCUUAUUCACUACAUGCACACCUACUGCCUCCCCCAGAGGAAGCGGCUCCCACAGGCCCCAGAGCCUGCCCCUCAGCCCUGCAGCCACCCCUCCAAGCAGGUCCAACCCUGGGCCCGGUCUCAGCACCCUGCCAGAGCUGCCUGGGCUGAGUUUUCCAUUCUGAGGGAACUUCUGGCUCAAGAUGUCCUCUGUGAUGUCAGCAAACCCUACCGCCUGGCCACGCCUGUCUACGCCUCCCUCAGGCCCCAGCACAGGCCCAAGGACAGCCAGGCCUCCCCUGGUCUCCUGUCCCCCGCGGAGGAGGUGAGGAUCUCGGCUUCACCCCGGAGCACCGGGCCUGGUCCCAGCCUGCGCCCUCUGCGGCUGGGGGUGAAAGGUCAUGUCAGCCGGUUGGCCAGGCAGAAGCAAGAGGAGGAGGAGGAGGAAGAAAAGGAAGAGGAGGAGGAAGACGAGUGGGGCUGGAAAAGGCCGGGCCGAGGUUUGCCGUGGACCAAGCUGGGAAAGAAGCUGGAGAGCUCCGUGUGCCCUGUGCGGCGUUCCAGGAGACUGAACCCUGAGCUGGGCCCCUGGCUGACCUUCACCGAUGAGUCCCUGGUCCCCUCAGAGCCCCAGGGAGCUCUGUCCUCACCGCAUCUGGCUCCGGACGCCUACGACACAGGGCGGGAGCUGGGCGGCCCCAGGAGCGAGGAUGGUAGCCAGGACCGGCAGCAGCUCCAGGGACCCCAGGUCCCGGCUCUGGAGAGCCCCUGUGAGGGUGGGUGUGGGGACACAGACGAGGACCCCAGCUGCCUGCGGCCCCCUGCCAGAGACUCUCCCAGGUGCCUCAUGCUGACCUUGUCACAAAGUGACCCUCCUUUUGGCAAGAAGAGCUUUGAGCAGACCUUGACGGUGGAACUCUGUGGCACGGCAGGACUCACCCCACCCACCACGCCUCCAUACAAGCCCACAGAGGAGGACCCCUUCAAGCCCGACAUCAAGCACAGCCCGGGCAAAGACAUAGCCCCCAGCCUCCCCACCCCAAAGAGCCUCCAGCUUGGGGAUGCCACAGGGGUGGCCCACAAGCUGCCAAAGAAGACCCCAGAGCGGAGUGAGCUCCUGUCCCACCUGCGUCAUGCCGCAGCUCAGCCAGCCUCCCAGGCUGGCCAGAAGCGCCCCUUCUCAUGUUCCUUUGGAGACCACGACUACUGCCAGGUGCUCAAGCCAGAGGGUGCCCUGCAGAGGAAGGUGCUGAGGUCCUGGGAGCCAGCUGGGGUCCACCUUGAGGACUGGUCGCAAGGUGCCCCGCAGGCCGAGGCACAGGCCUCGGGCAGGGAGGAAAACAGCAGCUGUGGGGCACGUGUACCCCUCAAGGACGGUCUGCUGCUGAGAGACCAUGAGAUCCGCGCCAGCCUCACCAAGCACUUUGGGCUCCUUGAGACAGCCCUGGAGGAUGAAGACCUGGCCUCCUGCAAGAGCCCCGAAUAUGACACUGUCUUUGAGGACAGCAGCAGCAGCAGUGGCGAGAGCAGCUUCCUCCUGGAGGAGGAGGAGGAGGAGGACAAUGAUGAGGACUCGGGGGUCAGCCCCUCUCGCUCUGACCACUGCCCCUACCAGAGCCCGCCAAGCAAGGCCAGUCGGCAGCUCUGUUCCCGCAGCCGCUCCAGCUCUGGCUCCUCAUCCGGCCGCUCCUGGUCACCAGCCAUCUGCCGGACGUUCAGAUGUGAGAGCAGAGGGCCGUGUUCAGACGGAACGCCAAGCGUCCGGCAUGCCAGGAAGCAGCGGGAAAGAGCUAUUGGCGAAGGCCGAGUGGUAUAUGUUCAGAAUCUCUCCAGCGACAUGAGCUCCCGCGAGCUGAAGAGGCGCUUCGAGGUGUUUGGCGAUAUUGUGGAGUGCCAGGUGCUGACAAGAAGCAAAAGGGGCGAGAAGCACGGCUUCAUCACCUACCGGUGUCCGGAGCAUGCCGCCCUCUCUCUGAAGAACGGCGCCACCCUACGGAAGCACGACGAGCCCUCGUUCCAGCUGAGCUACGGGGGACUCCGGCGCUUCUGCUGGCCCAGAUUCCAACUCAGAAGAAGCCCUUCCUGCAUCAGUGAAAAACAAGUACGAAGCCAUGGAUUUCGACAGCUUGCUGAAGGAGGCCCAGCAGAGCCUACACUGAUAACAGCCUUAACCUUCGAGGAAUACCUCAAUACCUCAGACAAGGCCCUUUCAAUAUGUUUACGUUUUCAAAGGAAAUAAGUAUAUGAGAAGGAGAGAGAGCGAGCGUGUGAGAAAACAUACAUGAGAGAGAGAGAGAGACUUGAAACUGCUGUCCUUUUAAAAAAAAUCAAUGUUUACAUUGAACAAAGCUGCUUCUGUCCGUGAGUUUCCAUGGUGUUGACGUUCCACUGCCACACUAGUGUCCUCGCUUCCGACAGGUUGUCCCAGGUGCGUGUCCAAGUGCCGGGUCAGUCACCCACCUCCCCGUCUUCCCAACCGACUUCCCCUCGUAGACGUGCAGCUGUGUUCGCCAUAACAUUUCUUGUCUAUAGUGUGUGAUGAUGAAAUUGUUACUUGUGAAUAGGAUCAGGAUUAUAAACUCAUUUUUAAUUGAAGAAAAACAAAGUAUAUCCUUAAAAUAAUGUAUUUAUGGCUCAGAUAUACUGUGCCUGGGGUUAUUGUAUUGCUUCCUUGAUUUCUAACUAUGCACUGUGUGAGGUGUUUGCCACUGAGCUGCUCUGCUCCCUUCGCCGGAACGUCCCCGGAGGCACCGCACUGCCUCGAAGUGCGACCCGCAGCCGCGGCGAGGGGCAGGGCACAGGUGUUUCUGGGCCUGUGCUGCCAAUUCCCUCCCCAUCUCUCAUCAAACGAGUUUGGGUCCAGUUACAUUCAGAGCCUUCAUCUGGUGCCCAGCUCACACUUAAGAGUUUCUGCCUGGCCCUGGGUCUUCGGAUCCUCCGAAGGAAGGCAGGCAGGCAGUUCCUCGGGACUGAACCGACUUCCCCAAGGUCCCGUAGCCCGUUGGUGAGUAGGCAGAGCAGUGGCCCAGCCGGGCCUCCUGAUUCUGGUCUUGCACUCCUGCAGCAGCUUGGGUGAAGACACAGAGUUUCAGAGCUGGUAGAGGUGAGUUCAGCUAAAUCGGUCCACAAACUAGAAACCUACAGGCUCAUCGUGGGGGUCAAGUAAACAGCUGAUUUGCCAGGAUUAGGUGAGGUCAAGCUCUGGCACACAUUUCCAUCUGAGGGGCCCUGUGGUUUGCCUACACCUGUAGACAUGACAUCAGAACUUCACUGACACACCUGGAGUGUCAGGGACAGGUGAUUUGGGAGCAGUCGUCCUUUCUGGGCCAGUCACCAACUUAUCUUACUCCCUUCAGCUUGUCUUUCCUUUUCCUAGGCUGUAAAGUUGUUCGGGUGGCAGGGGACGGAGAAGCAGAAAGAGGGUGUGAGGGUUGGGGACCGAUAAAGCAAUCUCCGAUCUCCUUUUCAACUUAGAAAGCAUUCUUAUUGGAGUUUACUUUAAAAUGUGUGUGCUUGAGUGAUGUCAAAGCCGUGUCCCACUUGGGUGACCCUCAGGUGCCUUGGGGGCCAUCCUGAGGGAGCGCGUGGCCAGGCAGGCUGUGAGCACAUGGCCUUCUGCUCCAGCAAGAGCAGCUCCAGCUGGAUCACUUCCAGAAGCCAGCGCUCCUUGGUAAAUGUUCGUAUUUUAAAAAGCAAAGGAAAGGAGUCCUGCUGCUUUAACAAAAUUUGAAACUGUAAACUGAACAAGCUAAGUUAACCUAUCUAAUGCCAGGCUUAGUCCUUUGAGAAUCGAUAGUUGAUUUAAAAAAAAGAUUUUUCAAAUACCUCAGUAGGUAAACUGAGCCAGCUGAUGAGCUUGUCCUAGGUGGUAAGGAAACUCCAAGCCUGCAGAGAAGGCUGGAGGAGAGAGGGGGGACUUGAGGGGAAUUGGACAAGUUGAUCUCCAUAGUCCCUGCCAGUCUUAGCUUCUGCUGAGGCGGUUCUAGCUCAGGAUGGCCAAUACACAGCCUGAGCACCACUGUAGCCACACCCUUGACCAGUGGCAGAGGUAACUAAUCAACCACAGCACUCAGGUUCUUUGAGCCUGAUCUGCUAUUAGAAUCCUCAUCACAAUGCUCUGGGCAGACAUUACUAAUUGAUCAGAGGUUAACCUAUUUGACGUCUUGGUCUAAUCUAAAAGUUUCCAUCACACAUUAAAUAUGGUGACGGGGUUUCAUGCUGGCCCAUUCCUGUCUGUCACAUCCUGACCUAUGAGAGAAAAUUUCUCUAAAGCCAUUCAGUGGCACAGGACUCCCCAUAUUACUGUGACACACAGCCCAUUAGGGGUGGGGGUGGAGAAUGGAAUAGAGGACAUGAAGAUGUUUGGGGGAGGCAGGGUGUAUGAGAUGGACCAAACAAGGGACUUCCCACAGCACAGACCCAAACAUUCUAAAUUCUUUUUAUAGCUGUUCACUGCCUAGCACACAGUAGGCACACAAUAAAUGGUUAUGGAAUGGAAUUUAAAUCCAUCUGCUGCCUCCCCGAGUCCUUGUUUGCACCGAGGAGUAACGGAUUUCACCCUGUGGGAGCCGGUAGGAAAGAACUCUAGAUUUAGAAUUGGACUAGAUCUUCUCUAAGCCCUCCCACUGGCUUCUUCCUCAGUGGGACUAGGCCAGAGGUUCUACCGUGGGCAAGUGGUCCUUUAGGUAAAAAAGUGCAGGUUUUUAGGGAGGGACAAGCCUCUCCCAUCUUUCGGAUCAGCUGAAGCUGUCCUUUCACUUCAGAUCAAUACAGGGCUCUUGAAGUUACUUAAACUUGGCCCUUGAGCAGAGCAGGGAUCGAGCACAGCCAUGGGACGCAAUGGGCCUAAGGUCAGAGCUGGGGCUGCUGGUGGGAGAGGGAUGCUGCGGAGGACAGCCGGCAGUUUCCACUCGGUGUCCUGUACGGAAAAGGCUGCGGGUUCUAGAGCUGACCAGCCCUGCAGACCACCUCUGUCCAGAAGACUCUUUCGGUGCUGUGUAUUACUUACCAAGGAGACUCCAAGGUCUCUCCAGGAAAACUAGUCAACCUUGGUCUCUUGCCCACCAACUUAAGGAGUAAUCCAGAGGGAGCAGCUGCCAUUGGCAACCAUCUCAUCGUAGCUCUGUCCUAGUGUUUGCUCUCAAUGAUGUUUACAUGUGAAUGCCAUAAAGCUUACUGCAGACUCUGUCAGUGGCCGCCCACACAGGGCAGGUUGCACUGUCCAUCUCUGUGCUGUGCUGGUGUUUUCCAAAAAUAUCUGAUCCAACCGCUAAGUGGAAUUCUUCCAGCUCCUUCCUCAGUCCAUGCAAGGUUGAAUCAGAAUCCUCACUCUCGGGGGCUCUGGUUACCGAAGGAAAAUGCAUCAAAAAGGUCAAAGAUACGAGUGGAUGGAGUGUAGCUAAGGCCCCCAACCCCGACCCCUCCACACCUUGUCCCCCAAAUCAGAAAACUGCUUGGAGUCAAAAGCACCGUUUGGGCGGCCAGGUCUACUGUGUGAUCUGGCCGUGUAGCAUGUAGGGCGAGCUCAGGAGAGAGGCGGGGCUUCCGAGGACUGGAGAGUGGGGGCGGGAGGAAUGCUCUGAGCUCAAAGACUCACUCAGUACCUAAGUCCCAACAUGGAAAAGGAUGAUGCAGUGAGAAACUCUGAAGCCCAUGCUUGUUGAUGUUCUGAGAGUGAUUUCUAGGUGUAUGCCAUCUGCAUGUCCGGGCCACUGCAUGGGUGGGGCAUAGGUGGGGGCCAAAAAGACUGAGAUUCUUAUGUCUGGGCAGGUAGGUCAGAGCCCCAUCCCAGGCCUCAGUUUCAGUUGAAAUCACAGGUGAGCCUGCAGCGUGAGGGACAGGUCGUACCAACUAUGAAGCAGAAGCCGCCCUAGAGGGAUUUGUUGAUCUGACUUGACAUCAAAACUGCAGUAAUUUUCUUAGCAUUUGAGAUUUAGCAGUCACCCUCGGAUAUGAUCAAGGAUGCACAGUAGCAAAUAAAGUGAACCUAGUAGUUCCAUUGGCCAAAGAAAAGGAGCCCCUCACCACUUCCCGUGGGGGCAGAAAGGAAAUCGCUUAGUACUGAUGUGCAAUAUGUUUAAGCUGGUCCCCAAGUCCCCAAGGCAUUUGCACACACAGACAGGCUCCAGGGCUGUCUGCCAAACCGGAGCUACAGGGUAAAUGGAGGGAGAACUUGGGAGCUGGGAAGCCCAUGAGCACAGAGAUGCCCUUGGCCCGAAACAGGUAGUGGGGGCAGAGGAAGGGCCCUUGGGAGCCUGCUGCAUGACAGACACCCAGGAAGCAGGCACAGGCUGACUUAGCAUUGAACCAAUAAAAGCGCUUUGAGAAAACCACAACACUUCAGCCUGCCUCCAUGUGACUACACUGGGUCUCCUGUGGCUGUGUGAGCUGCUCCCCUAGGGCCUGGGACAGAGAGUCAGGGAGGGGCUGGUGCGAGGGGGGAGGGCGCCAAGGACCUUCCGAGACAGCAGCAGCCCUAGAGCCCGUCCUAGGGCUAAGCCCUUUGCUGGCCUCUGUUGGAGGCUCUAGAAAUGGAACCAUGAGUUUAGAUCUUGCUACCUUUUUUUUUUUAAUAAAAAAUUAAAACAGCCCAGCCAAUCGAAAUGGAUUUGCACACCAAGUCAUUUAAUGAUAAGCCAUCUCGGAGUGAGAAAGCCGAUGUUUUUUCCCCUGCUAUGUGGCCCUGGGCCUGUAUUUCCUCAUCCAGCAAAGGAGAAUGUUGGUUGGACAGGAUGAAUACUCCAGUCCCCUUCUUCUCUGAUAGGCUCAGAUUCCCUUCUCUGGCCACACCCAGCUCACGUUCAGGGUGAAGUGCUCUGCAAGGUGAACCAACCAGCAGCAGGUUCAAACCCACAUGGUCCUGGCAGAGCAACCUUACACCAGAAGGCUAACUCCCCAGGACAGGUCUAAGCCAUAGUUUCUACUGGGGAUGGUGGGAAUCCAACCCCAGCUUGGCUAGGUGGCGAUGUCCAGUCUCGCAUUAGCCUUGUCGUCACCCCACCAAACAGCUACUGUAUUAACCUGAAUGUUCUGACCACUUGGCUGUUUGUCUCUUGCUCUCAGACAAUACUAGCAAUACUCUGUUUUUCUCAAAACAGCUUACCUUAGGCACUUUUUACACAUUUCAUUUAAACGAUUGUAAAAAGGGGCAACAGGAGGCCUCCAUCGAUUGCACUGCGUAUGAUUAGGGCAGCUUUUGUUCUUUGUUUCUUUAACAGUAUGCCACCGGUAUGCCGCAGUGACUGAAGCUUCUUUGUUAUCAAUAGGGGGACAGAUUUUCAGAGACUCUUUCAUCAGAAUCCCUUGCACAUCAAGAAGCAGCUCAGAAACCCAGCUGCCCGAAUUGGGGGCUUGGAAAAAUACGGUUUUGCAGGUGGUCCCUGGGCUCUGCAACAGCACCUCCCGGAGGUGCUUAUGUAGCUAGAAUCUCCUCUGUGCUGUAUGUUUUGUUAAAGGAUCCUUCAAGGAAGCAUAAUAAAGCCUCCUUUUCCACUUUGCUGGCCUUGCUCUGGGUGACUUGAAGGGAUUGGUUCGCUUCCACUUCAGCACUUUGCCUUAUCAACGUCUAGUCGCCAUCUAGUGGCCAAAGACUGUAUCCACCAGCUACCCAGAUGAAAGGCAAGUAAAUCCUUUCCACCACCUUGCUGUCCCACACCCGCUUUGGGAAUGAAAUGUAAUGUUGCAAGUGAACUGUCUGUAAUAUUUAGAGCCCAGUGAACACUGCUCGGGAGAAUUAAGAAGCAACCGUGCAGAUGCACACAGACUGAGAAGCGCACCAGCUCUCCUGUGGGCAGAGGAGAUAGGAGUGGACCCUGUGUCCAGAUGCCCUGGAGGGGUUUACUGAAACUGCAAUACUGGCAGCCAAGCUGCUGACCCUCUUAAGUGAACCUCUGCUGGGUGGGCCGCACUGCACCCUCGGGACAAGCAAGUGGGCUGGGUGUCAGGAUGCUGUGUGGGGACAGGCCAUGGCUUUUGAUGGGGUCCACCAAAAUAGCCAAACAGGUUAUAUAUGUUUUUGUUGUUUGUUUGUUUUUGUUUCUAUAUUUUGUAUAUUAAAAUCUUGUCAAGUGUUUUUGUGUUAGGAAUAAAAAGUCAUAAACUACUCCCAACUUUGUUUCUUGAGGGAUGUUCUGAUUCCAACGGAAACAGGUUGGAAAUCUCCAGGGGGUGAGAGUGGUCAGUAAAGCAGGGAAGCGGACCACUCGGAUUUCCAGAUGGUUUCUGGGGAAGGUAACCACCCCGAAGUCCGGCUCGGUGUGGUCCGCUCUGGGAAUUCACACCCACCCCCUUCACCUCCUGUGCCAUGGUAUCAGCAUUGGCUUUCAGCAUCCGCUUCUUCCAGAGCAGCUGCUGGUGGUGACACCAACAUAAGAUCUCUCUCCCCAGCCCCAGGUUUCUAAAGAGACAGUAUUGGUAGUUAGCCUUAAUUGACUGUGCAAGGUGGUCCCUCUGGUCCCUCCCAGCAUUUCCAAAUCUUGACUCGAAUUAUUUUCUCUCCAUGUGACCGUGCAGCCUAGAGAAUUCUGAACGGUAGGAAGCCGGGCUUUCCCUGGCGCUUGACAGGGUCACACCAGGGAAUGGCUAGCCUUGUGAGGUCUGGGCAUCCCCAGGGUACUCCAUAGGGGGCAUUUAUUCGGAAACUCAACGAGAUAACUAUAGCCUGGGAUGUGUGAGUGCAAGGCUGUGUGUGUGUGUGUGUGUGUGCGUGCAUGCACCCGCAUGCCUGUUUGUCUGCGUGUGUAUGGAAUUGCAUUGAUGCAUUUCUUGAGAAAGGUGCAAGAAUUUCACCUACACAGAGGGACACAUUGCUUUGUUAUUUAUAAUAGAAAGCUAAAUUUUAAUUUUUUAAAGGACACUGCUGAUGAUUGGAAAUCGAGUUUUUAGUUUUGCUAUUUUUUUUAAUUGGUAGAGGAUUUUUAUAUUUUUUCCAUUUUGUUGGGUUGUGUCCUUAUUUAUAUAAAUGCUUUAUCUGUGAGAGGCAAGGAAGAACCCUUCUUUGCUUUUAAUUAUUGUGGUUGUCAUUGUCCCUAUUUUAUUUCUGCUGUGAUUUAUCUGUCUUACCUUCUAAAUAAGAAAAUGUUUUCCUGUAUUUGUACAUUGUCAGAUUCUAUAGUUUCAUAGAUAAUUUAACCAAAUUGCUCUAUGUAUUAUUAUCCUGUGAGUAUAAAGUUCUAUUUUAACCUCUGUAAA
Messenger RNA from Artibeus jamaicensis (Jamaican fruit-eating bat), 10099 nucleotides. RefSeq names its product PPARG coactivator 1 beta (gene PPARGC1B). The transcript has 12 exons. The record is from RefSeq and is a predicted model, not a curated record. Gene Ontology annotation, biological process: positive regulation of transcription by RNA polymerase II. Gene Ontology annotation, molecular function: RNA binding; transcription factor binding. Bases 45 to 3149 code for a protein of 1034 amino acids. NCBI's taxonomy places the organism in Eukaryota, Metazoa, Chordata, Mammalia, Chiroptera, Phyllostomidae. Gene Ontology annotation, cellular component: nucleus.